Gilbertella persicaria is the source of this 1419-nucleotide messenger RNA. RefSeq names its product UDP-glucose/GDP-mannose dehydrogenase family, NAD binding domain-containing protein. The coding region runs from base 1 to 1419 and encodes 472 amino acids. The record is from RefSeq and is a predicted model, not a curated record. NCBI's taxonomy places the organism in Eukaryota, Fungi, Mucoromycota, Mucoromycetes, Mucorales, Choanephoraceae. The transcript has 4 exons. Gene Ontology annotation, cellular component: nucleus; cytosol. Gene Ontology annotation, molecular function: NAD binding; UDP-glucose 6-dehydrogenase activity. Gene Ontology annotation, biological process: glycosaminoglycan biosynthetic process.
AUGGUUGCUGUCAAGAAUAUCUGUUGUGUUGGUGCUGGUUAUGUUGGUGGUCCCACCUGUGCUGUCAUUGCCUACAAGUGUCACCACAUCAAGGUGACCAUCGUGGAUUUGAACCAAGCCCGUAUUGAUGCAUGGAACUCUGACAAGCUUCCUAUUUAUGAACCUGGUCUGGAAGAAGUUGUCUUUGAUCGUCGUGACAAGAAUUUGUUCUUCACUACUGAUGUGGAUGCUGCUAUUCAAGAAGCUGACUUGAUCUUUGUCUCUGUCAACACACCUACCAAGAAGACUGGUUUGGGUGCUGGUAUGGCUGCUGAUCUUGCUUACAUUGAAGGUGCUACUCGCCGUAUUGCUGAAGUCGCCAAGAGUUCCAAGAUUGUGGUCGAAAAGUCCACUGUGCCUUGUCGUACUGCUGAAAGCAUGCGUACUAUCCUUGAAGCCAACUCUACUGGUGAUGUUCGCUUUGACAUCUUGUCUAACCCUGAAUUCUUGGCAGAAGGUACUGCUAUCAACGAUCUCCUCAAUCCUGACCGUGUCUUGAUCGGUGCUCUUCAAACCCCUGAAGGUCUUGCUGCUCAGCAAGCUUUGGCUGAAGUUUACCAAAACUGGGUUCCCAAAGAACGUGUCAUCACAACCAACCUUUGGUCUUCCGAACUUUCAAAAUUGGCUGCUAAUGCCAUGCUUGCUCAACGUAUUUCUUCUAUCAACGCUCUUUCUGCUAUCUGUGAAGCCACAGGUGCUGAUGUAGAUGAAGUUGCUUAUGCCUGUGGUCGCGAUACUCGUUUAGGUUCAAGAUUCUUAAAGGCCUCUGUUGGUUUUGGUGGUUCUUGUUUCCAAAAAGAUAUUCUCAACUUGGUCUAUCUCUCUACACAACUCAACUUGCCUGAAGUUGCUGAAUACUGGAAACAAGUCUAUACCUUGAACGAAUAUCAAAAGAAGCGUUUUGUCAAGAAGAUCAUCUCUACCCUCUUCAACACCAUCACCAACAAGCGUAUUGCUGUCCUUGGUUUUGCUUUCAAGAAAGACACUGGUGAUACCCGUGAAUCUGCUGCUAUCACUUUGAUUAAGGACUUUAUACAAGAAAAUGCUCAUGUUGCUAUCUAUGAUCCCAAGGUUGAACAUGAACAAAUCUACAUGGACUUGACUGAACCUGGUGUGGUUGAUACCCGCAAGCAAGUCGAAAAGAGCAUUACUAUCUGUUCCAGUGCUUAUGAAGCUGCCAAGGAUGCUGAUGCUGUUGUUAUUGUGACUGAAUGGGAUGAAUUCAAGGCUGAACACCUUGAUUACCAAAAGAUUUAUGAUAACAUGCAUAAGCCUGCUUUCUUAUUUGAUGGUCGUUUGUUAUUGGAUGCUACUGAAAUGCGCAAGAUUGGUUUCAAGGUUCAUAUCAUUGGUAAGAAUGAACUUGCUGGUACUGCUUAA